Messenger RNA from Rhagoletis zephyria (snowberry fruit fly), 642 nucleotides. RefSeq lists its product as uncharacterized. The record is from RefSeq and is a predicted model, not a curated record. Lineage: Eukaryota; Metazoa; Arthropoda; Insecta; Diptera; Tephritidae.
GUACAUAUCGUGAGACGGUUACAUUAAGGAGGGCGUGGGAAAAUAUGAAGGCAGUCGCACGAAAGGCUCGGGCAGUAGAAAGGGGUAAUUUAUUUCGAACGGGCGGUGGGCCACCGGUGCCAUCAACAUCACGGCAAGUAGAAGCAAUAGUGGACAUGGUGGAAGAGGCUGCUCCCGCAAUGAUUUGCGAAAUCUCCAACAACUUUGACAGCGAUGGGGCAAUUUUGCUAAACAUGGAAAAUAGCCAAUCUAGCUCCAUUGAGUUUUUAGAUAUGAUCACGGAAGCAAAUGAGGAAUCCGACGUAAACUUCAAAGCCAUAAGCAUAAAUUAUGAAGGUGAACCAAAUGUUGCAGUACACAGUAAUGAAACUGGCCACCAACAAAAAGUGGAAAAGGAGCAAGUACGCAGACCAAGCGACUACGUUCGGCGGGAGGCAGCAUUACGGGUAAGGUACCUAGAGAAGAGAGAGAAGCUUAAGCUUGAAUUAGUCAAAACACAGUUGGAAGUUGAGCAAAUAAAAAAAAGAGCAGCCUUGUUGGAAGAGCAAAAAAACCAAGUAUUACUACAAAAGGCUAAAAUAGAUUUUGAAGAGGCAAAAAAAAAUCGUUCAAUAAAUUAAAGACAUAGUUAAUAUUUCAACA